Molecule: messenger RNA, 5783 nt
Organism: Mauremys reevesii (Reeves's turtle)
Lineage: Eukaryota; Metazoa; Chordata; Testudines; Geoemydidae
Gene: KNOP1
Product: lysine rich nucleolar protein 1
Exons: 5
Coding region: 251-2092 (613 amino acids)
Source: RefSeq, a predicted model, not a curated record
GGGGCAGGGGAUUGGAUGGCAGCUGAUGCCAAUGAAUGUCUAGUUACCAUCAUCCUCAAACCAGGGGCUUAUCAGGGGGCGCACGAAAGCCCAGAUCUGCUCUGUUUCACGUAACAACCCCCCCCCCCCCGCGGCCUUCCAAGAAUGGAUCCGUGUCAGCCCUGGGAUGAACUAGGCCCGCAGCUGCUGCCCAGUGCGGCGCCACCAGUAGUAGCGCUGGGAGAGGCUGCAGCGUGGUUUGUUUUCCAGAAUGAUAAUAAAGGAAGAGGGAGGGAGUGUUUGUGAGGAAACAACACAGAAAAAGAAAAAGAAAAAAGUGAAGAGCACUGGGAGUCAAACUGUCGUCAAAAUUGAAGACGACCUUCAAUCUGACACGCAAGCAGAAACUAAGGUGAAGAAAAAGAAAUGCGGGGCAGAAGAGGAUUCAGAUCAGUUAAAUCUUAGUAAAAAGAAGAAGAAAGUUGGCUCCAAAUUAAAGAAAAGAGCAUGUGCUGACAGCCCUGUGACAAUAGAAAGCAGUUCAGAGGCUGAGCCGGUAAAAGAAAUAAAGGAGGAAUCUAAAGUUUUCAAAAAGAAGUCAAAGAAAGGCCAAGGUCUUUCCUUGUUACCAUUGGAGAAUAAUCAGGACAGUGAUCAAUACCUUCCAAAGAAAUACACAAUUCAUUCUCAGGAAAAUACAGUCAUUGGUAAAAAACACAGAGAGAGCAUCUCCCAGGACUGUGAGGGUGACAAUGAAGUAACCAAGAAAAAGAAGAAAAAGAAAGAGAGAGACAUUUCUUCCUUACCAGUGAUAGAAAUUCCAGACAGUGAUCAUGAAAUUUCUAAUAAAAACCAUAAAAAAAUAAAUAAAACCACUUUACAGGAAAAAGCACUUGCUGGUAAAAAACACAGAAAGGAUAUUGUCCAGAACACUUCAGGAGAGAGUGAUGUAAUGAAGAAGAAGAAUAAGAAAAAGAAAGACAAACAUGACUCCUUAACACUGGCAGGUAAUCAGGACAAAAAUCACAGUGUUUCUGAGGAGAACCUUUCAACACGAGACUUCAGAAAAAAUCAAGAAACCAAUUCCCAGGAAAACACAUUCAUAAGAAAAAAACAAAAAGAGAAGAGUGUCCAGAACUCUGAAAGUGACAGAGAAGUAACCAAGAGGAAGAAAAAAAGCAAAGAUUUUUCUUCCUUAACAUGUGAGGAUAAUCAGGACCAAAGUCAUGGAAAUUCUAAUAAACACCUUCCAGGAAAACAAAAAGCCAAGUCCCAGGAAAAAGCACUCGCUGGUAAAAAACAGAGAGCGUAUUCUGAAGAUGACAGUGAGGUGACCAGGAAGAAAAAGAAAAAGAUUCAGAAGGAAGAGGAGGAAGUAACUGAGCCUGUAAACCUUACGGAUGAAGAUGGGGAAAUAUCUGAAGGUGAAAAGAUGACACCAAUUAAAAGUAAUAGAAAGAACAAAAAAAAGAAAUCCAAACCAACAGAAGACCUUGCAGUGGAUAAUAUAGAUGAGGGACUUCAUGAAAAUAAUGAUGUGCACUGUGACAAUAAGGGUAAGAAAAGAAAUAAACAGAGAUCGCAGAACUGUGCCGAAGAGCCAAGAUUGAAAAAGAAAAAGGUCAUAGUAAAAACAGAAAAUGAGGCAACGGAAUGCAAGGAUGAUGUAACAGUGGUAACGGAAAGGAAAGGAAACUGCGAUGAAAUAAAUAUAGACAAGGUUAGACGGCAAGCUCUGCAAGAAGAGAUUGAUAGAGAAUCUGGCAAAACGAAGGUUUUCAGAAACAAAGUGGAAUCUCAGGAUAUAAAGUUUGGCCAGUGGAGCACAGCUUCUUUUGAAAACUCAGACCAAAAAACAAAAUUCCUUAAACUGAUGGGUGGUUUUAAAAAGGGUUCUGCCUCAAGCCAGGAUCCACCAGGAACCACAGAAAAACCAAACAUGGCUCUGAACAGGAAAGGUGAGGAAACCUUAAAGCAGACCCUGCAAAUGGAGUUUGAGAAAGCAGUAAACUUGAAGCAACAUAGAGGAAUUGGCCUUGGAUUCCAGCCUAUUGCCAACAAAAAAGUGUACAUAGAUAAAUAUGUUUCUAAAUCUAUUAAAUUUGAGGACUAAACUUUAUUGCAGCAACAUGAGGGGGAAUGAAAAACCAUUCAGACUUGCUUUCUACAUUUUUUUCUUGGGAUGAAACCAAGUUCAACACCCAGUUUGUCACUUAAGAGCACCAAGUGAUGAUGUGUCUAGAAAUCUCAGUGCACAUGGAACUAAGUUCUAACCACAGCUGAAUGACAAAUCCCAAUGUAUCUUGGAGGUCUGCCAGUAUGUUCUUUAGUAUUGGGGAGAAAAUCUCCUUCAGCAAAGGUUUGAGACUUGCAGCUGUAGCCUGUGGCUGUUUAAAUCUUGUAAAUAUUUAUUUAGACUCUUAGAAUGCAGAACGUAUAAAACCCUUUUUAAUACAUUUUAGUGACUCAAGGGCAACAUAAUGGUUCCUUUGCGGUUUUACAGUCCAUCAUAUAAAAUCCUCACAUACAUUUUUCUGCUGGUGUGGUGCCAAAUUAUGGCCUUUUGCACUGAAAGAAACAUUAUAGGUAAGUCUAGAAUUUGAUCAACAGGCUACUUUUUGUUUGCAAAUCUCAUGGUUUUUUUAGUGGUCUCAAUAGCUUUUUCCUUUUCAAAAAUGCCACAAGCCAAAUCAUUUUUACUUCCCAAGCUCUCACAAGCAACAUUUUAUUUCAACAUCAAAAACCCAGUUAGUGACUAUCUAUAAGGUAGCUGUGCCGAUGAAUCUUGGUUAUAAUUUCUGUGCAUCAGUUAAGCAUGGCAAGACAUGGAUAGUAACUUUCAAUGAGUCACUGAGCUACGCUUAAUUUCUACUUCUUCCUUGCUAACUAACACUGUUCACUAUUUGUGUUAAUCUGUGUUGGUAGCUUUGCUUUAAGGGGCAAAUCCUGGUCCUAGUAAACUGGCAGAAUUCCCAGUGGCUAGUGUGGCCAAGACUGUUUCUCAGAACUGCACAACCCACAUGAAGGUCAGUCAUAGACCUGCAUGAAUGAAAUUCCUGUUUCUUAAGCGUUAGAUUAACUCCUACAUGUAAUGUUGCACAGUCACAUUUUCACUGGCUGUGUACAAGAGAGCAUGAACUAUAGAAAUGCAAUUGUAUAUUUAUUCAAUCUAUGCAUACUUGGAACUCCAGAGAGCCUGAAUCAGUAAGGAUGGGCAUUGUCGCCUUGAAAUUCUGAAAAGCUGUGUGUAUGAACUGGUUUAAUACUCUCACUUAGUGUCCUGCCACUGGUUAUUGGGAUAUGGGCGCAGGGAGAUGGUCUUCACAAGUGUUAGGAUAGCUGUAAAGUGACUAUAAAAAUGGCAGCGUGGCCACUUCCUGGGUCCAGCAUUUCCACAGCAUAUGGCUCAGUUUACAAGAUAAAAGGCAAAUUAUUUUCCCCACUUACUUACUGUUUUGCAGAUGCUCACUUGUUUCUCAUUGCUCUCCGACAGGCAGGAUGACGUCCACCCAGGUUUUCCCAUUUGCUAGGCCUCCCUCCUCUGCUUCGCCAGCCAUUGCUCUGAAACAAGUGUUAGCCUGUUCUUCUGUACCCCCUUGAGAGGGCAAGUCUCUUGGCAAAGUCUGGUCUGUGUGUACAGAAAACCCAGGAGUCAUCCAAUGGCUUUUUAGGUAACUCCUAUAAAGGGAGAUUAAAGCCACCUGAUGAGUAGGAAGCCCCCACUAAUCCAGUCCAGUACCUCAGACAAGGAAAAGGGGGCGUGGUGACCUCUCUUCCCUCACUGAAAUGUUGAAUCCUUUCCUCUGCAGGGGCUGAGGCUGCCUCAGGUCAAACUCCUCCCCUUGCUGAGUGGGUUACAGCCCUGGACUGCCUCAGGCAGAGCCUCCACCCCUCACAUUGGAAUCUCCCCACUCCAGCCAAGUGGCUGGCUUGCCCGUCCCAACCCUGCGAUUGGCUUUAGCUCCCGCCUCGCUCUUUUCAGGCAGCAGAGGUUUCUCACUAAACAGAAACAUCAAGGUCUGUAGAAUGCUACUGCUAGACCCACAUUCCAACUUUAACCUUCUCUGGCCAAGACCUGAAGAGUGCCAGCUGUGCUGCUGGAGACACCUUCCUUUGUUUUGCUCUGAGCAAGACAAGAGUCAAACUGGAGAAGCAGAGGAAGGAGUGGGAAAAAUCUUGGCUGGUGAUUUGGUCAGCGUAGGAGUGGAGGAGGGAAAUCAACAUCUGCACUGUGAGCCACAGCAAGGUUAGCCUGGGAUCUGAAAGUCAAGUUGGCUUGAUGCAGGUAGCACACCUCUACAACAAAGAUGCUGCAGGCUCUAUUACUCUUAAACCUGUGUCAUCAACUGAGGCCUUGCUCUCAGCCGUGUAACCAAGAGUAUCAACUGAGGAGUUUCACAGGUUGCUUUGCCAUUGGAACAUAAUGAUGAGUCCAGUUCACUCUCCUCUACUUGGGCUGGUUCUGCAGAGCAGCAGGAGCAUGCUGAGCAUGGAGACCAUUUUUAGUCACUCUCAAUAGAGUCACACUAUGCACCUUCCUUUCUCGUUUACUGAGGCUUGUUUCAGCGAGGGGUGUGUGUCGAAUUACUCCCCUCAGUGCUUUUCAGACUUGUAUAUUAAAUAAGAGGGCAGGAUCUGAACAUUGAUAGCCUUGUUCUGUGAGGAGCCCUACUUUGGCCCCUGCGCUAGCUAUAUGUAACAUGCACAUUCCUGUGUCUUUCCUUUGCAUUUAGCAGCUGUAAUGUUUUAAGAUAUUUGUAUAUAUUUAUAAUGAAAACAUGUUAUUCUUUGUACCUAAACUUCAUUUUACUGUAGCUUUGAAAUUAAGCAAUGGUUUUUAAUGAGACUGGGUGUGUUCAUUUAUUUCCCAAUUUAGAUCUUUGUACUUAGCAAAGGCACCUUGUCUGUCACUGUACAGCUGCAUGGGUGUGGAAGAACACAAGUAAAAAAACAGAACAAUAUGAUGAAAAUCUUAUAUGGCCAGUAUAGUUCAAUGUACAACUGGAUGUACUAAUGCCAUUAUUUUACCAUGCUUGUGUAUUUGACCUAAUUCCUUACAGGCAAAUUACAACCUGGUGACAGGGUUAGGAUAACUAUAUGACAAGCUGAGACACCAUCCUCACUUCAUAAAUGUUAUGUAGUGUUCCUACAGCUUUUUCUUUCCCCCUCUAUAUAGUCUGCACAGGGUCCUAUUUCAAUUCACUUAGCCACAACCUGAUCACUAGUUAUAUUUCUUGGGUUUUCGCUCAUUAACAUCUAAGAGAAAAUCAGGGCAAGAGCAAGGAAAGAAUAAUAAUUUUUGGUGCACUGCAUUGCUAGCAUCGGGGUAUAUAAUGGCAGGGUUUGUGGACUUGGCUUAAAUCAACUGCCAAACUAAGUAACCUUGAAAAUGUGUAAAUGCUAUGGACAAUUUAAAAGCUAUUGGUUAAGAAAAAUUGAGGCUCAGAGGCCUCAGACUUCUGUUUGAUCAUAAAAUAGGUUGCAGAGCUGUUCAGUAUCUCUUAUCUUCUGUGACAUUUGUAUAUUACCUUCUGUGAAAGAAUCCUGGUAUUCUGCAUGUUUGUAUAUCACAGAAAGCCACAGUAGCUGUACAACUAGCAGGAUUAGAGUCCUUGCAUGCAUUUUCUACACUGCAGAUUUGGAGAUCAUCAUUACCCUAUACAUGGGCACACCAAACCAAUCAACACUACCACUAAACUAGAGCAGACGUCUAGCUCGAGAUCUCCCAGGCUUCCAAAGGAUUUGAACCAUGGGUGGAACACACCAAGACAAAGUGGCUGUAACAUGAGUAAACACACUCGUGU